AUGGCAGCAUUUAAAAUCAUCUUGUGUCUUCUCUUUUAUAUUACAUUUGUUUCUUUGUUGCCAUUAAAGGCCACAUCAACAUCGAGAACACAAUCUGAAGCACUUAUUAAAUGGAAGAAUACCUUGUCACAAUCACCAUCUUCAUUGAAUUCUUGGUCUUCAAGAAACAUUCAGAAUCUCUGCAACUGGACCGGUAUUAUGUGCAAUGAAGGUGGUGUAGUUUACAAGAUUAGCCUCCCAAAUUCAUCGCUUUCGGGUACAUUAACAUACUUUCAGUUUUCUUCAUUUCCAAAUCUUACCCAUUUCGACUUAAACAAUAACGAAGUUAGCGGUGUGAUCCCAGCCGCCAUUCGCAACCUCUCGAGCAUUGUGUACUUGGAUUUGAGCUCGAAUCGUUUUGAAGAUGAAAUCCCAUCGGAGAUUGGAAGGCUAACACAAUUAAGAUAUCUUGAUCUUAAUAAUAAUAAUCUUAAUGGUGCUAUCCCAGUUCAAAUAAGUAAUCUUCAAAAGGUAUUGUACUUGAAUCUUGGAGGGAAUUACUUGACUGAUCCAAACUGGUCUGACUUUUCAUCUAUGCCAGCGUUGACUUUUCUCGGUCUUUACUAUAAUGAACUUGAAAAUGCAUUUCCUGAUUUUAUUCUCCAGUGCAAGAAGUUGACUAUUCUUGAUUUGUCAUUAAACCAUUUGAAUGGCUCAUUACCUAAAUCAAUUUACAAUCUUGCAAAAUUAAAAGAGCUUAGACUAGGAACCAACCAGUUUUCCGGUCCAAUUUUGCAGGAUUUAGGAACAAUCCCUUCUUCUAUAGGUCAGCUUAAAAAUCUCCGGCACCUAGAUCUCCAUUCGAAUCAACUCAAUUCUUCAAUUCCUUAUGAGCUUGGAUUCUGUUCUAAUCUCACAUUCUUGGCCCUUGCUGGAAACUCAUUUACCGGCGAGUUGCCAUUGUCUCUGUCCAAUCUGACCCAGAUUACUGAUCUUGGUCUAUCUGAAAAUAACUUUUCUGGUGAAAUUUCUUCAGAAUUGGUCACCAAUUGGACUAGAUUGGUCUCUUUGCAGGUUCAAAAUAAUCUCUUCACCGGAACAAUCCCACGGGAGAUUGGUCUAUUGUCAGAUCUCACUCUUCUUUUUCUUUACAAUAAUAGUUUCACUGGCUCCAUUCCUUUGGAGAUUGGAAACUUGGAAAAUCUUCUAAGAUUGCAUCUUUCUGACAACCAGAUUUCAGGUCCACUACCCUCUACAAUCGGAAAAUUGGUUAAUCUUCAAUCUAUUAAGCUUCAUUCCAAUAAUCUCAGUGGAAUAAUUCCUGCAGACUUAGGCAAGAACAAUCCGUUUUUAACAACUGUUAGCUUUUCAAACAAUAGUUUCUCUGGAGAACUACCUUCGGGUUUGUGCAGUAGCUUUCGGUUUGAGCUGUUCACCGUGAAUGGCAAUAACUUCACAGGGUUGUUACCAGAUUGCAUAAAGAACUGCACGAGCCUACGUCGAAUCAGGCUAGAUGGAAACCAGUUCUAUGGGGACAUUUCACAAGUAUUUGGUGUCCAUCCUAAUCUCACAUACAUCAACCUCAGUGACAAUCUAUUUACAGGUGAAAUCAGUCCUGACUUUGGAAAUUUGCAAAACCUAACCAAUCUACAAUUGGAAAGGAACAGAAUCUUUGGAAAAAUCCCCCCCGAGCUUGGAGAUUUGCAACGAUUAGGCGCUCUACGACUAGAAUGGAACCAACUUUCUGGAAAAAUCCCAAGUGAACUAGGGAAAUUAAACAAUUUGUUCAAUCUCAAUCUCGGCAACAAUCUGUUAAGUGGACAAAUCCCUCAAAGUUUAGGCAACUUAACAAGUCUCCAAGAUCUCGAUCUAUCCGCAAACAAUCUGAAUGGAAGCAUACCAACAACAAUAGGAAAUUGUGAGAAGUACCAUCACAAAUCGGAAACUUAUUGGGAUUAA
Messenger RNA from Helianthus annuus (common sunflower), 1938 nucleotides. RefSeq names its product probable leucine-rich repeat receptor-like protein kinase At1g35710. Gene Ontology annotation, molecular function: protein binding. The coding region runs from base 1 to 1938 and encodes 645 amino acids. The record is from RefSeq and is a predicted model, not a curated record. NCBI's taxonomy places the organism in Eukaryota, Viridiplantae, Streptophyta, Magnoliopsida, Asterales, Asteraceae. The transcript has 3 exons.